AUGAACCAGCUCAUCACCGUUAGAGAGAGGGUUAUUUUAUUGACCAAAGAGGUAUGGCCCAGGGUAGGUGUAGAAGUGAUAUUGUUGCUGGGGACAUAUCACCGCUUAAAAGCCCAGCAAAAAAAGGUACCCUAUCCUGGAUUGAUAAUAUCAGGAAUUACAUUCCAUACGCCAUUCUUAAGAUGUAAUGAUCUGAUUGUUUUAGCUGUUUUGCGACUACUAAUCAAGUACGCCUACACAACAGAGUCUGACUACGGAAAGUUUACCAUUAGCUAUGUUAUGAGUACUCCUACCGGUGAAGUAUCCUUUACAAUAAGUAAUGCUAUUCCAUUUAGAGAAGAUGGUCAAGAUUUACCUUAUCCUUAUACUUUGAUAGAUCAACUUGUCAGGCAGAAAGCAGAGGAUUAUGACGGCGCUGAGAUCUCUAGCAUAUAUAUUCGAAUCUAUCUUUCUGAACUGAAGUCAAGUGCAAUGCCAUAUAUAUCCGAUGACGAUAUUGCUAGCAAGAUCUGGGAAAGCUUCAACAAUAAGGAGACCUUCAAGCCUAGAGAAGCGAGAAAGAUCGGCCAUAGUAAGCGUUGUUACCCUAAGCAUAUCACUGCACUCAAAGCUAGUUCAAGUCAAAGGCAGCCAUUCAUUGUAGCCGAUAUAGAGACUUUACUCAUAAAUGAUGUCCAUGUACCUUACGCAGUGGGGUUCAUGGUAGUUAGACCUGGUGAUUAUCUAUCUUCAGAGACUGACUACGGCAUUCUAAUAUAUUUUAGUGAGGAUUACCCUGAUAUAGUAUUUUCAAGCUUUGAAGAACGAAGCAAUAAGCUCUUGUUCGACUUUAUAGAACGUAUAGUAGUAGUAGUUAAAAAAGAUCCUUCGAUAAAAGUAGUUUACUUUCACAACUUCUCACGAUUCGAUGGAAUUAUUCUAAUGAAAUUUAUAGCAACUCAUGGUGUGAAGUACACGUUCACACCUCUUAUGAGGAAUAAUCGUCUUUACGAGUUAUCAGUCUAUCAUGGUAAGAAGCUGCUAUUCCGUCUAAGGGAUUCCCUCACACUGCUGCCGAGUAGUCUUGAUAACUUAGCUAAAAAUCUCUGUCCUCACUUAGGGGUUAAGGGAUCUAUCCCACAUGAGAAUGUGCAAGUGUCGAAUCUGAGCCAACUCAGAGAUCAAUUGAUAUCAUACCUGAAACAGGAUAUUCGUUUGUUAGGCGGUGUGAUGCUGAAAGCACAAUCUAUUUAUUUUGAUGAGUUCAAAGUGGAUAUCGUGACUAAAUUGACCUUAUCUUCGCUAGCUCUCUGUAUUUAUCGUACUAACUUUUACGAUCCUAAUACAUUUCCUAUCCAUAUCCCAAAUCGUAACGAAGACAGUUUUCUUCGUCGUGCUUACUAUGGGGGCCAUGCUGAUACUUAUCAACCUAAAGGGGAAAAUCUAGAUUAUUACGAUGUGAACUCUUUAUAUCCGUAUAUCAUGAAAACAUUUCCUAUGCCUGGGGGUAAGCCUGUCUGGCAUGGUAAAUUAGAAGGUCAGGAUAUAGACCGCUUGUAUGGAUAUUUUGAGGCUCAUAUUGUCUGUCCUCCUACUAUUAAGAAACCUUUCUUAGCCUAUAGGGAUAAUCUAAGUAAAACGAUAGUCUUCCCAACCGGGGAAUUCGUGGGUGUGUAUUUUAGCGAAGAAUUGAAGUAUGCGCGCGACAUAGGCUACCAGGUUACUCUUAUCUCAGGCUACAGCUUUGAAAAGAUGAAUAGCCCAUUCGAGAGCUUUGUAAAUACUAUUUAUGAUAAAAGAAAAGAUGCAAAGAGAACGGGUAAUGAUGCUAUGGCUUAUGUUUACAAGAUACUCAUGAACUCACUAUACGGUAGAUUUGGUAUAAAUCCUAAAUGCACGAUCACUGAGGUCUGCGAUCUUGAUCGAUAUAACCUAUUGACAAAGAUAAGUGAUUACAUCUUUGCGGACAAGCUUAGCGAACAUUACUAUAUCGUCACUUACUGGAGCAAUACCGGACAGGUCUCCGACUCUGACUGGUGUCCUCCAAGGAUAUCAGCUGUUCAAUUGGCUGCAGCUGUCACAGCAUGUGCUCGGAUUCAUAUGUAUCCCUACAUUUCCAGACCAGACUCUUACUACACUGAUACUGACUCAGUCGUUCUUGGUAGUCCUCUUCCUGAAGAAGAUGUAUCAUCAACUGAAUUGGGGAAGUUUAAGUUAGAAUACUAUGCUCUUGAAGAGAGAAUGGAAGAUACUCUCAAUAGGACAAGCACCCAAUACCUCGUCGAGUCCAAAGCUCCAGCUCAAGCAGUUCAGUCCAAAAAAGAGAUGUCUGCCUUCGUUCUCGCUCAAGCUAAAGCUCAGUCUGCUAACUCAAGUCGCAAGUCAAGUAGUGGAGAUCCCGUGACAGACAGAAAGAAGAGUUAG
Prosopis cineraria is the source of this 2403-nucleotide messenger RNA. Its product is annotated as DNA polymerase-like. Gene Ontology annotation, molecular function: DNA binding; DNA-directed DNA polymerase activity; nucleotide binding. Gene Ontology annotation, biological process: DNA replication. The record is from RefSeq and is a predicted model, not a curated record. NCBI's taxonomy places the organism in Eukaryota, Viridiplantae, Streptophyta, Magnoliopsida, Fabales, Fabaceae. Bases 1 to 2403 code for a protein of 800 amino acids. The transcript has 2 exons.